AUGAGGUCAAUCCUUCUCCUGUGGUUCAUCUUGCCCAGCUUCCUGUGUACCCAGCGAGCCUGCUCCCGUGGGGCCUGCUACCCUCCCGUCGGGGACCUGCUCAUCGGGAGAACCCGCCAUCUCCGAGCUUCAUCCACCUGCGGACUGACCAGGCCUGAAACCUACUGCACGCAGUAUGGCGAGUGGCAGGUGAAAUGCUGCAAGUGCGACUCCAGGCUGCCUCACCAUUACAACAGCCACCGCGUGGAGAAUGUGGCUUCAUCCUCAGGCCCCGUGCACUGGUGGCAGUCACAGAACGACGUGAACCCUGUGUCUCUGCAGCUGGACCUGGACAGGAGAUUCCAGCUCCAAGACAUCCUGAUGGACUUCAAGGGGCCCAUGCCCAACGGGAUGCUGAUUGAGCGCUCCUCCGACUUCGGGAAGACCUGGCACGUGUACCAGUACCUGGCUGCCGACUGCAGGUCUGCCUUCCCCCGCAUCCACCAGGGCCAGCCUCAGAGCUGGCAGGACCCUCGGUGCCAGUCUCUGCCCCAGAGGCCUAAUGUGCACUUGGAUGGGGGCAGGGUCCAACUUAACGUGAUGGAUUUAGCCUCUGGGAUUCCAGCAACUCAAAGUCAAAAAAUUCAAGAGCUGGGAGGGAUCACAAACCUGAGAGUCAACUUCACCAGGCUGCCCACUGUGCCGCAGAGGGUCCACUAUCCCCCCAGCGCCUACUACGCGGUGUCCCAGCUGCGCCUGCGUGGAAGCUGCUUCUGCCACGGCCACGCUGACCGCUGCGCCCCCGAGCCCGGGGCCCCCGCUGCCGGCCCCUCCACAGCCGUGCAGGUCCACGAUGCCUGUGUCUGCCAGCACCACACCGCCGGCUCCCACUGUGAGCGCUGCGCACCCUUCUACAACAACCAGCCCUGGAGACCCGCGGACGACCAGGACCCCCACGAAUGCCAAAAGUGUGACUGCAACGGCCACUCGGAGACCUGUCACUUCGACCCAGCCGUGUUCAGCGCCAGCCAGGGGGCGCAGGGAGGGGUGUGUGACAACUGCCGGGACCACACCGAGGGCAGGAACUGCGAGCGCUGCCAGCUCCAUUACUUCCGGAACCGGCGGCCCGGCGCCCCCAUCGAGGAGACCUGCAUCCCCUGCGAGUGUGACCCGGACGGGGCAGUGCCGGGGGCUCCCUGCGACCCAGUGACCGGGCAGUGCGUGUGCAAGGAGCAUGUGCAGGGGGAGCGCUGUGACCUGUGCAAGCCGGGCUUCACUGGACUCACCCACACCAACCCGCAGGGCUGCCACCGCUGUGACUGCAGCAUCCUGGGGUCCCGGCGGGACAUGCCCUGUGAAGAGGAGAGUGGGCGCUGUCUGUGCCUGCCCCACGUGGUGGGCCCCAAGUGUGACCAGUGCGCUCCCUACCACUGGAAGCUGGCCAGCGGCCGGGGCUGCGAGCCAUGCGCCUGUGACCCAAACAACUCCCUCAGCCCCCAGUGCAACCCGUUCACGGGGCAGUGCCCCUGUCGGGAAGGGUUUGGUGGCCUGAUGUGCAACGCUGCAGCCAUCCGCCAGUGUCCCGACCAGACUUACGGCGACAUGGCCGGGGGAUGUCGAGCCUGUGACUGUGACUUCCGGGGGACGGAGGGCCCGGGCUGUGACAAGGCCUCCGGCCGCUGCCUCUGCCGCCCUGGCUUGACCGGGCCCCGCUGUGACCAGUGCCAGCGAGGCUAUUGCGACCGCUACCCGCUGUGUGUGGCCUGCCACCCCUGCUUCCAGACCUACGAUGCCACCCUCCAGGAGCAGGCCCGGCGCCUCCGCAGCCUCCACAAUGCCACUGCCGCCCUGCGGCCCGGGGCCGGCCCCGAGGACCCCCGCCUGGCUUCCCGGAUGCUGGACGCAAAGGCCAAGAUAGAGCAGAUCCAGGCCAUUCUGGGCGGCGCCCAGGCCACCGAGCAGGAGGUGGCCCAGAUGGCCAAUGCCAUCUUCUCUCUCAGGCGGACCCUGCAGGACCUGCAGCCUGCUCUGCCCCUGGAGGAGGAGACCUUGUCCCUCCCCGGAGACCUGGAGACGCUGGACAGAAACUUCAAUCACCUCCUCGUCCUGUAUCAGAAUAAGAGGGAGCAGUUCGAGAAGAUCAGCGGUGCCGACCCUUCAGGAGCCUUCCGGAUGCUGACCGAGGCCUACCAGCGGUCAUCCCAGGCCAGCCAGCAGGUCUCCCACAGCUCCCACCGGCUGCUCCAAGUCAGGGUCAGCCGGAGAGAGGCUGAGAGGCUGGAGCAGCAGGCGGGAGGCGGAGGCGGAGGAGCUGGGGGCCCCCAGCUCGCAGCCUUGAAGCUGGGGAUGGCUUCCUUGCCUGAUCUGACGCCCACCAUCAACAAGCUCUGUGGGGGCUCCAGGCAGACACCCUGUACCCCAGGAGCAUGUCCUGGAGAGCUCUGCCCCCGAGACAACGGCACCGCCUGUGGCUCCCACUGCAGAGGCACCCUCCCCAAGGCCGGCGGGGCCUUCCGGACAGCGGGGCAGGUGGCCGAGCAGCUACGAGGCUUCAAUGCCCAGCUCCAGCAGACCAGACAGAUGAUCAGGGCGGCCGAGGAGGCCGCUGCGCAGGUGCAGUCAGACGCUCAGCGCCUGGAGACCCAGGUGAGCAGUAGCCGCUCCCAGAUGGAGGAGGACGUCAGGCGCACGCAGUUGCUCAUCCAGCAGGUCCGGGACUUCCUCUCAGACCCCGACACUGACGCAGCCACCAUCCGGGAGGUCAGCGAGGCGGUGCUGGCCCUGUGGCUGCCCACAGACUCGGCCACGGUCCUGCGGAAGAUGAACGAGAUCCAGGCCAUCGCAGCCAGGCUCCCCAACGUGGACCUGGUGCUGUCCCAGACCAAGCAGGACAUCGCUCGGGCCCGCAGGCUCCAGGCAGAGGCCGAGCAGGCCAGGAGCCGGGCACACGCCGUGGAGGGCCAGGUGGAGGACGUGGUGGGGAACCUGCGCCAGGGUAGCGUGGCCCUGCAGGAAGCUCAGGACACCAUGCAGGGCACCAGCCGCUCCCUUCGGCUCAUCCAGGACAGGGUCGCUGAGGUCCAGCAGGUGCUGGGGCCAGCGGAAAGGCUGGUGUUGGGCUUGACGGAGCAGCUGGGAGGCUUCCGAGCACGGAUGGAGGAGCUCCACCUCCACGCCAGCCAGCAGCGGGCCCAGGCGGCCCAGGCUCAGCAGCUCGCGGAGGGCGCCAACCAGCAGGCGCUGGAUGCCCAGAAGGGAUUUGACAUAAUAAAGAGAAAAUAUGCGGAGCUGAAGGAACGGCUGCGUCAGGGCCCAGCUCUGGGGGAGCAGGGCACACGCAUCCUGGAGGUCAAGAUGGAGGCAGAGGAGCUGUUUGGGGAAACCAUGCAGAUGAUGGACAGGAUGAGAGUCAUGAAGUCGGAGCUGCUGAAGGGGAGCCAGGCCAUCAUGCUUCGCUCUGCAGACCUGACGGGGUUGGAGAAGCACGUGGAGCAGAUCCGCGACCACAUCAAUGAGCGGGUGCUCUACUACGCCACCUGCAAGUGA
Messenger RNA from Pipistrellus nathusii (Nathusius's pipistrelle), 3525 nucleotides. NCBI's taxonomy places the organism in Eukaryota, Metazoa, Chordata, Mammalia, Chiroptera, Vespertilionidae. The record is from the annotation of a GenBank genome assembly.